UAUACUGAAUGCAUUUCAAACCAUGCAUGAUACAAAACAUGGCAACAAAAUUGUUCACUUUCAACAUGCAAAUAUCCAUUUUUACUAUCCUAUUUCUUUUGCUCUCUACCAAAUCUUUUGCAACUUCAAAUUCCAUCACAGACAACUUCAUUCAAUGUCUAAACCGCCGAUCAAACCCUUCUUUUCCGAUCAACGGAACACUCUACACUCCGGGCAACUCAUCUUUCCCAACCGUCUUACAAACUUACAUCCGAAACCUUAGAUUUAACGAAUCCACAAUUCGAAAACCAAUCCUUAUCAUAACGGCUACACAUGUUUCACACAUCCAAGCCGCCGUUGUUUGUGGCAAAGCAAAUCGGUUGCUAAUGAAAACUAGAAGUGGUGGCCAUGAUUAUGAAGGGCUUUCCUAUGCAACAAACACUAAUGAACCCUUUUUCGUUGUUGAUAUGUUUAAUAUAAGGUCCAUAAAUGUGAAUAUUGACCAAGAAACCGCUUGGGUCCAAGCUGGUGCCACACUUGGUGAAGUUUACUAUCGAAUAGCUGAAAAAAGUAACACCCAUGGAUUUCCUGCCGGGGUUUGUCCUACGGUUGGAGUUGGGGGACACUUUAGUGGUGGCGGAUAUGGAAACUUAAUGAGAAAAUAUGGUUUGUCUGUUGAUAACAUUGUUGAUGCACAAUUAGUUGAUGUUAAUGGCAAGCUUUUGAAUCGAAAAACCAUGGGUGAAGAUUUGUUUUGGGCUAUUACUGGUGGUGGUGGUAUUAGUUUUGGUGUUGUUCUUGCCUACAAGAUCAAACUUGUCCGGGUGCCACAAGUUGUUACAGUUUUUAACAUAGAAAGAACAUCGGAACAAAACCUUACUAAUAUCGCUCACAAGUGGACUCAAGUUGCAGAUAAGCUUGAUGACGACAUUUUUCUCCGAAUGAGAUUUAGUGCUAUGAACAACACGAAUGGUGAGAAGACCAUUCGUGCUGUGUUUCCAACGUUGUACUUAGGAAACUCAACGAAUCUUGUUACAAUCUUGGAUAGAGAUUUCCCGGAAUUAGGGUUACAAAAGUCGGAUUGUAUUGAAAUGAGUUGGAUCGAGUCUGUGCUUUUCUACACAGACUUCCCCAUUGGUACCCCAACCACCACUCUUUUAAGCCGUACACCUCAAAGGCUUAACCCAUUCAAAAUUAAAUCCGACUACGUGAAAAAACCUAUUUCUAAACAAGGGUUUGAGUUCAUAUUUGAAAAGAUGAAAGAACUUGAAAACCAAAUGUUAGCUUUCAACCCAUAUGGUGGAAGAAUGGGCGAAAUUUCUGAAUUCGCAAAGCCUUUCCCACAUCGAGCAGGGAACAUAGCAAAGAUUCAAUAUGAAACGAACUGGGAUGAACUUGGCGUUGAAGCCGAAACUCGAUUCUUAAACUUCACAAGGAUUAUGUAUGAUUACAUGACUCCGUUUGUGUCUAUGAACCCUAGAGAAGCAUUUUUAAAUUAUAGGGAUUUGGAUAUCGGUUUCAAUACUCAUGGAAAGAAUGCUUAUGUUGAAGGGAUGGUUUAUGGGCACAAAUAUUUCAAAGAGACUAAUUACAAAAGGUUAACAAGAGUCAAGACCAGAGUUGACCCUGAUAAUUUCUUUAGGAAUGAACAAAGUAUCCCAACUUUGUCAUCUUAAAGGAAUUACACUUUCUUGAGUGUAAUUAAUAGGGAAUGGAUUGGAUUACAUAUAGUUCGCUGUUAUUUAAUUUUAUUCUUAUUCUUAAGUUUUGACUUGUAGCUUAUGCAGUCAAAAUUAUGUAAAAGUUUGAUGAAUUUUGAUUUUAUGGUGUCUGUAAAAUACAUAUGUAAUAAAGAUUUGAUGAUCUUGAUUCAUUUAAUUUAAGCUAGUAUUAUGUCUUUUUUUUGGUAAA
Erigeron canadensis is the source of this 1890-nucleotide messenger RNA. RefSeq names its product berberine bridge enzyme-like 8. Gene Ontology annotation, molecular function: oxidoreductase activity; FAD binding. Lineage: Eukaryota; Viridiplantae; Streptophyta; Magnoliopsida; Asterales; Asteraceae. The transcript has a single exon. Bases 9 to 1655 code for a protein of 548 amino acids. The record is from RefSeq and is a predicted model, not a curated record.